Molecule: messenger RNA, 2590 nt
Organism: Oncorhynchus masou masou (cherry salmon)
Lineage: Eukaryota; Metazoa; Chordata; Actinopteri; Salmoniformes; Salmonidae
Product: growth/differentiation factor 2-like
Exons: 2
Coding region: 629-1879 (416 amino acids)
Biological process (GO): BMP signaling pathway
Cellular component (GO): extracellular region
Molecular function (GO): growth factor activity; cytokine activity
Source: RefSeq, a predicted model, not a curated record
CGGAUGUCACUGGAUCCUGGCCACAAUGUUUACUGGUGAUGAAGAAGGUGUUCUACACAAAUAAUUCCCCUUGGAAUAUCGAGUGCUGCCAAUUUAACCUGUAACUAACAUUUCUAAGCAAAUGUGUUAGUUUGACAUCUUUAUUGCUUAUGUAUCUGAAAGACUCUGAAGAAAACAUGUCCUGUAUCAAUAUGGGAAAGUUCUCACUGUGUAUUUUUUUGCCUCUCCUAACUUAUGGUGAUUUCCGUCGGCCUCAAACUAUGACCCGUUAUUGGGAAGCAAGUGGGAAGAAUUUAGCAAAGUGUUUGUCAGUGGUCUCGCAAUUUCCAGCGCCUCGCUCAUUAUCGCAGUGUGUCUGUCAAAUGUUUACAGAAUAUUCAUUAACGGCAAGCGCCCUAAUGAUAACAAGGCCCAAAUGAAGAUACAGUAUCAAUGGUCGAGAUAAGAAUGGCUGUGCUACUAUGUUGGUUGAAACGAGGCUACUGUUUACUCUAGAACAUGGGAGCGGAUCUCAGCUCUAGCAUAGAAGAAGCUCAAAUUCAACAGAUCGUCACCCAAAGUCCAUGUUAAAUACAUAGUGAGAACUGGGAAGGUAAAGUGUGUUGAUUGGGAAGGAUUUGCUCUGAAGAUGCAAUGCUCAAGGCGUUUCUUCUUCCAGAUGUGUCUGAGUUUGCUGGUGUCCACGGGGUCCUGUAGAUGCAAGUCACUGAACGAUGUCCUCCAAAGUGAAGAUCCUGAGGGCUUCACUGAGACUUCCAAGCAGGACUUUGUUGAAAAGGAGGAAAUGGACAGCAGGUUACAGAGCUUUCUGGAAAACAUGAAGGAAGGGUUUCUGAGAGAACUCAACUUAUCAGAUGUCCCACGAGAGCACAUCAAGAUAUACCCGCCACCGUUCAUGAUUGAACUGUACAACAAGUAUGCCUCCGACACGUCCGCGAUGCCUCGUUCUGAUGUCAUUCGCAGCUUCACCGUUCAAGAUGUUAGUCACUCUGCAAAAAAUGGAACAAAGUCAAAACACAGACUGCUGUUCAAUGUAACUGUCCCAAAUCACGAAGAGGUCACCAUGGCGGAACUCAGGCUAUUCACCCUGCUGGAUAAUAGGGCGACCUCGCCCUCAACCUCCUCCAAUCAGAUCGGGGCUUCCAUAAAGGUCUAUGAAGUGGAGUAUAAAGGAAACAAUGUCACAGCCCACUUUGUGAAUGGGAAAGAGGUCGUUGGGGCCCAUCACUCUUGGGAAGCUUUCGAUGUGACCACCGCCAUCCAGAGUUGGGUCAAAUCAGGCCGUGGGGCCAGUGCAUUUGAAGUGGUGGUCGACAGGUGGGACUGUGGGCCUUUCAAAGGCGGAGGUUUUGACGUGAGCGUGGGUGCGGGGGAUAACCAGUCAGCUGCUUUGAUUGUCUUCUCUGAUGACCUGGGGAGCAGGAAGAGAGAGGCCAAGAAGGAGCUGAAGGAGGAGAUAGUCCAUGAGGAAGAGACGGUCUUCUCAGGGAGCGACUGGCAAGGGCCCGACUUCAAUGAGAUCCCCGUGGACCUACACCCCAGGCGGAAGAGGCAGGGGGACACCAGCUACUGCCGACGGACCUCCAUGCGCGUCAAAUUCAAAGAUAUCGGCUGGGACCAGUGGAUUGUAGCGCCCCCUGAGUAUGACGCCUUUGAGUGUAGAGGGGUGUGUUACUACCCCCUGACUGAGGACAUGACCCCUUCCAAACACGCCCUCAUCCAAACCCUGGUCAAUCUCAAGAACCCCAAAAAAGCCAACAUGGCAUGUUGCGUUCCCACAAAACUGGCCCCAAUCCCGGUCAUGUACCAGGAGAAUGGUGUCAUCACCUUGCGACAGAUGUAUGAGGAGAUGAAGGUGGCAGAGUGUGGAUGUAGGUAGUAAGAGGUAACAUCCAUGGUGGUUCCCUUUACCCUUUACUGUAAAUCUGUACAUUCCUGUUGUAAGAUGCUUUUGAGUUCUUUUAUUUAGUAUACGCUCAGAAAAUAUAUCAAUAAAACCUGAAAUUCAGUAUUUAUUAACUAUGUAUCAUUAUUGUAAUGGUUUUAGAAAACAAAAGAGAUGAUAAAUUGGAUCUAUUAUGAAGUCAGUGUUCAUCAAUUGUUUGAUAUCUAUAACAAAAUUAUCAUAAUCGAAAAGAGUAGACUUUGAAAGUAUUUUUUGUAACAGGGCAUUUCUGUAGUGUACGCAAGAGGCGUCACUACAGUACCUGGUUCGAAUCCAGGCUGUAUCACAUCCGGCCGUGAUGGGGAGUCCCACAGGGCGUGCACAAUUGUCCCAGCAUCGUCCGGGUUUGGCCGGGAUAGGCUGUCAUUGUAAAUAAGAAUGUGUUCUUAACUGACUUGCCUAGUUAAAUAAAGGUUAAAUAAAAAUGACGAUUAUGACUUCUAAAUUAUUCAUUUGAAUUAAACAUGUAGUGUUCUCAUUAGUUUAAUAUUAGAGGCAGAAACUGCUCUAUAGAAUAGCAGUGUAUUUCUCAGCUAAAUAUGUUCUACUGUAUAAAUUAAUAUUAAUUUUGAAUUUCUAAAGUUCAACUUUUGGGGAUGAAUUUCUUCUUUGAAUAAUGUGUACAGAGUGCCCUCUAAUGGUGGA